AUGGAUGAAAAGCUAGACCAAAACGCACAUGAGCGUGACACGAUAAUGCGAGAACAGCCCUUGCCGUUCCAAGAUAAUUCUGACGACGACAGCAACAAGGGAAAAAAUCGUGGCAGAAGUCGCUUACGCUCGAAUUCAGCGCAGGAAUCUCAACAUGAGCCGAUUUACUACGUAGUGGACCGAGGUCUUGACCUGCCACCAGGGGUUGAGCGUCCCAAUCUGUUUGAUGGGCACGCCAGUUCAUGGAGAAACUACAACGCCGACGAGAUUGGAGCCUAUAAUGCACUGAUAACCCACCGAACCAGAGAUCUGGCGGCUCACCUUUAUAAUGCCCAUGUGGUUAGCAAGCGAGCGCGGGAGACUGCCCGGAAGAAUCCUGGGGUCGUUGACAAAGCGCCACUUCGUGUGUACAAGCGAUGGGCUGCAUGGCCUGUUCAUGCAGCUACAGUUCCCCGCUCCAAUGAGAUUAUUCAGAGACGAACGGAUGCUCUCGAUAUUUUCCAAAUAGAACCUGAUCCCCGACCAAGUGCGGAAUUGGAAGAAUGCAUCACGGCGUUCAUACUGAAGACGUCCAAGGAGACAUUUCAAGCCCGAGAAUUGAAUUUCGAAGAAAUUGCAGAUAAUCCCCGGGAUAAGUUGGACGACGGGGAUGAACUGAUGGACGAUGAAAUAGAGAAAAAGGAGGAAGAGGAAGAAGAAGAAGAGCCUGUCGAUGCAAGAAUCCUCCGGCCGAUUGCCCUCCUCGACGACGACAAAUCUCUUCGUCAACUACGUCCGCUGGUCCGCAAUGUGAUCUCACAAGUAGACAGGUUGCUAUAUGGGCUCCAUUGCGCCAUGAAGGGUCGCAUGUUCGAGGAGGACUCUGGUGAUGAGCAAUGGAGUGAUUGGGACGAAGAAGACUUUGAGACUCUCGAGAGAAGCAGAAGUCGAUCGCGAGGUCGGAGAAGUGCUCGACGGGAGUCUCAGGAGCGGGAUUUAUCCCGCCGUUCGGACAGUGCACGCAUGUCCACUGGUCCAGAUACAGAAGAUGGAAACUUACCAGAAGUUUCCCAGACCCGAGCGCAAUCUCGCGACUCUUCCGCCGGUCCAAGUAUCAAUCAUCACACCAAGGGCCGACUCAAACUGCGAGACUGGAGUGAAGUCUUGGGACUUGCAUCGAUGAUGGGCUUUCCGACUCCCGCUGUAAUGCGUGCAUCAAAACGAUGCGCCGACCUUUUUGGUGAAGAUAUGGAAUUCCGAACACUGCCAGAAGGCAGGGUAAAAAAGAGGAGCAAGACAGGUGCAGAAGAAGAAUAUGCCUACACCGAAAGUGAGAGUGAAAUCGACUCGGUGCCACCAAGUCCUCAGCCAAUUCCCCCGCCAACCCCGCGACCAAAUCGCAGCCGGCUCAGCGUACCUGAUCUUGAGCCCACGGUCGCAGAGAAGAUUCCUACAGCCAAAGCGCAGAUAUCCAAGUCCAAGGCGAAGAUCCCCAAAUCCAAUCCAAAGACACCAAGCGGGCGACGCUCAAAGGCACACAAGACUCCUGCAAUCGUUCCUCCCUCCGCAUCCCCAUCCCCAGCCCCAGAGGAGCUGCCAGAACCAGCGGCAGGCUCUACUACAGAGAACACCGAAGAAGCCAUGGAUCAGGAGCCAAAGACGGCUAGACGGGGCGUUGGAAAAGGCCCUCAUCGGAAAGUGGAUAUUAUCUGCCCGAUUAGGACUUGCGCUCGACAUAGGAGCGGGUUUUCGCGAAAAUGGAACCUGAACCAACAUAUGAAAGUGGCUCAUGGCAUACAUGUUGCUCCUGGGAAUGAAGCCUCGAUUGAACAAGAUGGUCCGGUCAUCACAAUCGAAUAG
Molecule: messenger RNA, 1839 nt
Organism: Penicillium digitatum Pd1
Lineage: Eukaryota; Fungi; Ascomycota; Eurotiomycetes; Eurotiales; Aspergillaceae
Source: RefSeq, a predicted model, not a curated record